CCCUAUCACUGCCACGGUACUGCGGUACAGACCGACACAGAAGUAGUUCCGCGUACACUUUCAUCGCCAAGGUCGCCGCGGUCGGUCAGAAAGUGAAGGAGUAAAAAAUCUCGUCCUUCCAGCAUAUUCCAUACCAAGCUGUGUGUGCUGACUGGGGGCCGGACGCAACAACCACACACACUCACACACGUCACACACGUAGUUCAGUCGUCGUGCAGAGCUUGAAGCGAUUGGACCACUGCCGUUAAAAUGUUACGAACAAUCAUCGUACGAAACGAGAAUCUCCUGCUGCAAGGAUCGGUCCGCAAAAUACUGAAAGGAACUGCCGUCCGCUCGCUCAGCAGUGAGUGCGCCAAACGAUCAGCCGCCGGCCACCGCAGAAACUCGCACAACAACUUAUCGAACGGUCGCAGCAGCCUGAAGGAGGUGACAUGGAGAACGAACUUUGUUCGCGGAUAUUGCAGCGGCUUUCCGGCCCACUCGAAGGUCCUGCUGCCGGCCCUGUCGCCCACGAUGGAGCUCGGAACUAUCGUCAGCUGGGAGAAGAAGGAGGGCGACAAGCUGAAUGAAGGUGAUUUGCUGGCGGAAAUCGAAACCGACAAAGCGACCAUGGGUUUCGAGACGCCCGAGGAAGGCUACCUGGCGAAGAUCCUGGUCCCGGCCGGCCAGAAGGAUGUCCCCAUUGGCAAGCUGGUGUGCAUUAUCGUUGAAAACGAGGCCGACGUGGCAGCGUUCAAGGAUUACAAGGAUACGGGCGGUGCGGCCAAACCGGCUGCUGCGGCUGCUCCCGCACCACCACCACCGGCCGCCGCCCCACCAACACCAACGCCACCGCCAGUCGCUGCCGCACCACCACCGCCACCAAUGGCGGCCGCCCCUCAACCCAUGACUGCGGUGGAGCAGCGUGGACCCCGUGUCUAUGCCAGCCCGAUGGCGAAGAAGCUUGCCGAGCAGCAGCGUUUGCGAUUGGAAGGCAAAGGAUCCGGCUUGUUUGGUUCACUAACGUCUAAGGAUCUUGCAGGUAUGCAAGCGGCCGGUGCUGCCCCAUCGGCCGGCGGUGCGCCUGCUUCCGCCGCUUCCAUCCCUGCCGGUGCGGCGUACGUCGACCUGCCGGUAUCGAACAUCCGUGGUGUGAUUGCGAAGCGAUUGCUCGAGUCGAAGACCACCAUCCCGCACUACUACCUGACGGUGGACGUCAACAUGGAUCAGGUGACGAAGCUGCGGGCCCGCUUCAACAAGCAGCUCGAGAAGGAGGGCGUCAAGUUGUCGAUCAACGAUUUUGUCAUCAAGGCGGCGGCAAUGGCCUGCAAAAAGGUGCCGGAAGCGAACUCCGCCUGGAUGGACACGGUGAUCCGUCAGUUCGACGCGGUCGAUGUGUCGGUGGCGGUGUCGACCGACCGGGGACUGAUUACGCCGAUUGUGUUCUCGGCCGACCGGAAGGGCAUUGCCGACAUCAGCAAGGAUGUGAAGAAUCUGGCGGCGAAGGCGCGCGACGGCAAGCUGCAGCCGCAGGAGUUCCAGGGCGGCACGUUCAGCGUGUCGAACCUGGGCAUGUUCGGGGUGACCCAUUUCUGCGCCAUCAUCAAUCCGCCCCAGUCGUGCAUUCUGGCCGUCGGUGGCACCCAGAAACGUCUCGUACCUGACAAGGACUCAGAGAAGGGCUUCAAGGAAAGUGACUACGUGUCGGUAACGCUCAGCUGUGACCAUCGUACGGUUGAUGGUGCUGUCGGUGCCCGCUGGUUGCAGUACUUCCGCCAGUUCCUGGAAGACCCCAACUCGAUGUUGCUGUAAAGUGUUGUAAAAAGUGUUCUUCGACGGCCCUCUAUAUGCCUUGUGGCAGCAAAAUUAAAGAAAAAACGAAACGAAUGUCCAUCUUCCAUCAGGGGGUGCUACCAGAGCGAAACACACACACACACACGUAAGGAGGAUGAUACAUGAAAGAGUGGAUAUAGAAAAAAACAUACUACUAGUAGUGGCCAGAGCCAGUGGCCAAAGGUAAGGAAAAGUAUUGAUGCUUUAGUUGCAUAAUUACUGCACUCAUUCGUCCCAGGAUGUGUCGCGUCCUAUAUCAAACGCUACGCAACGCAACAAACAAAGAAAAGAGAAGGUCAUCGGACCACCAGUGAAGAUGAUGAUGGACUGAUUUCCCUCCCUAGCAACGGAUUUCCCCCUACAUCGCAUACUUAUGUACCAAAUAGUUAAUAGUUCCAUACCGAGAUUGACGAGCAAUACACGAGCAACGCAGGACACUUUUAGCUGCAAAUGCUGCCGAAAGUAACCAAUUACCUGUUCAUAGUGUAGGCCAUAGAGAGACAGAGAGAAUGAAGGAGACGUUAUACCGUUGUACAAUAGGAACAGAGGGCCGUACCGCUCAUAUAUUAUAUAUGCUUAUUGAAUAGUAGUCACACACAUACAGGGAGGGGAAACAUUGCACUGAAAGAAGGAAACAACCCGUACAACAACAGCAUCACAAUUACAAUACGAGAUCUGCUCAUAUGUUUGUUGCGCAGCCCCGAGUGUGAGUGUGUGGCAGACCGGGAAGCCAAUGAAAAGCGAACAAAAUCAUCACCACCACCCUUCCUUCCUUAUCGGCUACUCUUUCUUCAAUUCGGCAAUGAAAUCGGCCACGAGCGUGACUGUCGCGACGGCAGCCGCUUGUUGGAAUUGGAAUUGGUACGAAAAAGCCAUGCAAACAUCUUCCUCUAUCAAACAGCGCUCCUAAAGCCACCAACACAUCGGCCGAGUCUUGGUGGAGGUUGAAAGACGCGGAUGAGCCACAGAUAGAGCGAACAGAAGAAAAGACACAAAGACAUCAAACGUAAAACAAAAAAAAAAAUACUAACGAGGGGACAAAUUUAGACGACACUUGAUAAUGAUAAUUGAUGUUUUGCUUGUUGAACAAGAUCUUUAUUGUAUAGUUUUGUUUUAUUGCGCUACUAUUAUUUUUAACAUCGAGGAAUAAAUCAAAUUUAUUUAUUGGUUACCGUUGGUUCACCGAAGGCACUUAAUUGUAACAGCCCCAAAUGCGCUCAUUUGAAUGUGUCUUUCGUUUUCGUCGUCGUCCCAGUGUGUUGUGUUGUUCACCGAGACAAUAAAGCACACACCACACGCACCAGGCAGUUGGUAUUUGAAUCUUGAGCAAAACAAUUAUUGUGAUCGUACAGAAUCGAAAAUUUUAGUUUAAAACAAAGCACCACCACCAGUCAGUCAACCAGGCGUAUGAAAUAUGUACUAGAAAAUGCAAGAUACAGGAUACAAAUACAACAACCUAUCGGAGCUUA
Messenger RNA from Anopheles coluzzii, 3281 nucleotides. It is a transcript of the gene muc, whose product is annotated as dihydrolipoyllysine-residue acetyltransferase component of pyruvate dehydrogenase complex, mitochondrial. Gene Ontology annotation, cellular component: pyruvate dehydrogenase complex. Gene Ontology annotation, molecular function: dihydrolipoyllysine-residue acetyltransferase activity. The transcript has 7 exons. The record is from RefSeq and is a predicted model, not a curated record. Gene Ontology annotation, biological process: pyruvate decarboxylation to acetyl-CoA. Bases 250 to 1791 code for a protein of 513 amino acids. Lineage: Eukaryota; Metazoa; Arthropoda; Insecta; Diptera; Culicidae.